Molecule: messenger RNA, 3405 nt
Organism: Epinephelus lanceolatus (giant grouper)
Lineage: Eukaryota; Metazoa; Chordata; Actinopteri; Perciformes; Serranidae
Source: RefSeq, a predicted model, not a curated record
CAGUCUUACAGAACAACGUAAUACCUGACAUUCAACAGAGGGCUUUAACGUCUCGAGAUUUCCUUUAUGGUUUCUCACUUGGAGUCGAUCUGCAGCCUGAGCUGUGUGGACGAGAGCCUCGACGGCACGAGCAUGUCGGGCCUCCUCAACCUCAGCAGCCUGGGCAGGAUCUGCGGCUCCAGCCACAGCAAUGAAAUGGUGGUUUUGGACCGGGUCAAGAGGAAGAACUCUGUCAGACGCAUGUCGAUUAUUGAAGACGGGGAAAUCGCAGAGGUUCUCUACCUGAUUCCUAAACAGUCCAUGAUGGAGCAGCUGCCUUUCAUCAACCCCAACGACUACAUCCUGUGUGAGAAGCUGGCCAGUAUACCUGCAGAGAUGUCAGUGCUACAUGCUCAGGGUGGCUGCCACCCGUGUUCUCCAGUGGGGAAGCGGGUCAUCCAGUGCUUGAGGUGUGGGGAGCCGUGCAAAGGAGAGGUGCUGCGAGUCCAGAGCAGCCACUUCCACGUAAAGUGCUUUACCUGCAAGGUGUGCGGCUGUGACCUGGCUCAGAGCGGCUUCUUCAUGAAGAAUGGCGACUACCUCUGCCCGCUGGACUUCCAGAGGCUUCACGGCACGCUCUGUAACAACUGUGGGGAAUUUGUGGAGGGAGAGGUGGUCACAGUCUUGGGGAAGACCUACCACCCAGCCUGCUUUGUGUGCACCGUUUGCAAACAGCCCUUUCCUGCUGGGGAUUGUGUCACCUUCAGUGGAAAGGACUGCCUCUGUCAGCGCUGUAUCCGACCCAUGUCUCCAACUCCUAAUAACAUCCGCUGUUCCAGUAACUGCUCUGGCUGUGGCAGAGACAUCAAGAAUGGCCAGGCUCUGUUGGCGCUGGGUGGCCAGUGGCACCUUGGCUGCUUCAAGUGUAAAGCCUGCAGGAAGGUGCUGAGCGGAGAAUAUAUCAGCAAGGAUGGUGUUCCAUACUGUGAGAGGGACUACCAGAUUCAGUUUGGGGUGCAGUGUGAAGCAUGUCAGAAGUUUAUAACUGGAAAAGUCCUAGAGGCAGGGGAGAAACAUUAUCACCCCAGCUGUGCAAGGUGCAGCCGAUGUUACAAAAUGUUCACAGAAGGUGAAGAAAUGUAUCUGCAAGGAUCAACAGUUUGGCACCCAGACUGCAGAGACAGCAACAGAACUGAGGAAGGUUACAUGGUCGGCAGACCAAAAACACCUUCUCUUGCUUUCUAUUUCCCCCCACAUGAACUGAAGCCCACCAGAUCAUCAUCUGAAAGCUCCUGCUCCAGGCCAGGCUCGUGCACUCCAGGCAGUCCUGGUCGAACCAUCUGUGCAAAAGUUGAUAACGAGAUCAUUGAUUACCGAGACUUAGCAGCCAUUCCCAGAGUCAAGGCUAUAUAUGAUAUAGAGCAUCCUGAUAUGAUAUCUUAUAAGUCUGUGAACGGCAGCUCCUCUACUUUGGACAACAAGGGCAACAGACAGGACAGGCAAAGCCCUGCAGAGUCACCAGGAAACGUAUCUGAAACCACAGAGGAGAGUUUUGAAGUAAGAAAGUGCAUACCAAAAUCAUCAAGCCAUGGAUCUUUUCAUGCAAAGUACAAUCGUCACAGCUAUACUCCAAGUCUGUCCAGAUCACCGCAACACUUCCACCGACCAGGACUGAUGCUUUCACCCUCUCUAUCCUCUGGCAACAAUGACACAUGCCCCACUUCCCCUUUAUUUCAUCACUUUCUCCCUCACGCCAAAGCAGACGAAGGCUUCAACAUGUACAGGAGGCCUCCAAUUUAUAAACAACAAGAUCCAAAUUCCUCCACAUCCCAAACAACCUCUUUGCCUGGAUACGGUCGCAAUGGCCUCAAUCCGCCACGGUCAGCUGAUUUCUACCAUUACAGCAGCGACAGAUUCAGAGACUUUAAGCUCCAUGACGGUCAUCCAUUAGCACGAAUGGACAGAGGAGUUUCUAUGCCUAAUUUGUUGGAACCAAAAGUCUACCCAUAUGAACUGCUCGCCGUUAACAGUAGAGGACGAGUGAAGCUUCCCAAGGAUGUUGACAGAACGAGACUGGAGCGUCACCUAUCCCCGGAAUCAUUCUUUGAGAUCUUCGGCAUGGACUUUCAAGAAUUUGACUUACUUCCACUGUGGAAACGUAACGACAUGAAGAAGAGGGCGAAUCUCUUCUAAAAUCUGCCUAAUGCCUGUUGUGACUCGUUGAUAAUCUGCAGUAGGCUACAUGUCAAGUCCUGAUGACCCUCCAUGUUUAUUUCUUUGCAUUUUGACACAAAUUAGACUUUUUUUGUUUUGCCUCAAACUGGACACACUGUUUUGUUUCCCAGUUAAUUCUAUAGGCUACUGUGAUGAAUAAUGUUUAAAUGUGAUACCUCAAAGCAGAUAUGAACACGAGAACUCAACUUGCUAUACUCUUUGCUAAUAGAUAGCCAUUAUUAUUUUGUAUUUCUCAAGUCUCCCCAGAGAUUACAUUCAUAUUGGACAAUUCACCUGUGUGCAAUUUAUCUCCAUUCACCGUAAAUGCAACAGUUAGUGUGGUAUUUUUCAAGGCAUGCCCAAAAGUGAAGAGUAUAAAGAAGGUAAUCUUUGAUGCCAGAGACCAGAGAAGCUGACCUUUGUGACAUUCACCAGACAAUCUUUCCGUUACCCAUAACCUGAGCUUAACCUCUGGUUAAACUUUAAACGGUGUGCUGCUGUAAUGUUUUCACUCAACUCAUGGCGGAACCAGAGCAGCAAAAUGCUCAUAUUUCACUGAGAAGUGAUUGUGCAAAACACUGGAUCUUUAUCAAUGACAACGUUUUUGAGGGGAUUGAAUGUUUUUUGAAAUAAUUUAUUCUUAAAAUAUCUGCACAUGGCAGCGACAAGAUGGAUAAGGUUAGGCAAAUUAUGGAUGCAGCUUGAAGUUAAAUUACAAGAAUGGAUCAACAUUUAUGGGACAAGGUUGUAUUUUUCUGCUUGCCUUCUGAAAAUGAAAGAAUUCUUGAUUUCGGAUUUAUGGCAUUGAAGUCUGAGGUGUUGAUGUCCUGUUGUGUAGCUGGUAAAAGUGAGUUUGUCCUGAUUAAAAGCCUUUGUAGAUCAUUAUUAGUACCCCUUACCGAACAGUACGUCAUUAUACCUGAUGUAUGGUGCAGUGAUUGAAUACUGAAUGCAUUUGACCCCUGAUGUCGUUGUUACUCCUAUAUGAUAUCAUAUUUUUGUCACUCUUGACUCUCACUUCGUUGUCUCCAAAUGUCUGAGCACAAAACUGAAAAGAGUACAUGUUUAAGAACUGUACUUUUAUGUUGCUACAUUAUCCCUGAAAUGUUUGUUAUUGGAAACAUUUGAUGUUUUUCCCUGUGUUUUAUCUUUACACUGCUGUCCCAGCACACCACCUCCAGAGUCCUAAAUAAAACCUUGCACUUCUUACAA